GAGUGUGGGGUGAGGGCCUGUUCGUGGAAGCUGUGUUUGUGGGUGCUAGGGGGAUGCUGGUGGCUGUGGUAUCUAAACCACUGGGAACGGCCACCGAUGAUGAGCUGGUCGGAGAGUUCCUGCAGGAGCAGAAUGCCCCUUUACUGUCCCGUGCACCUCAGACCUUUAAGAUGGAUGACUUGUUGGCUGAGAUGCAGGAGAUUGAACAGUCAAGCUUCCGACAGGCCCCGCAACGAGCUCCAGGUGUGGCAGCCUUGGCACUGUCUGAAAACUGGACCCAGGAAUUCUUGGCUACAGCAGAUAGUGCUGGUGAUGUCUCUUCAGAUUACAAUGAGGCUGACUGGUCACAGGAGUUCAUUGCUGAAGUGACAGAUCCUCUGUCUGUGUCUCCUGCCAAGUGGGCAGAAGAAUACCUGGAACAUUCAGAAGAGAAACUGUGGCUUGGUGAGUCGGAAGACCGGUCUUUGGCAGAUAAAUGGUAUGAAGAGUAUCAACCUGAGGAUGAUCUUAAGAAAACUGUUAGUGAUUUCCUCUCUAAAGUGGACGAUCCAAAACUCCAGAAUUCUGAGUUCCUAAAGUUUGUGCGCCAGAUCGGAGAUGGGAGGGUAUCGAUCGAAGCUAAUCAGGUGACCCACAGAGACCAAGAUCAGGCAGAGCAAUGGGCAGCUGAGUUUAUGCAGCAGCAGGGGGCAUCUGAUGCCUGGGUGGAUCAGUUUGUGCGAUCUGGGAACAUGUCAACUCUUGAUACGGAAUUUGAGCAGGCAAAGACUGCUGUGGAGUCAGAUGUGGACUUCUGGGAUAAACUCCAGGCAGAAUGGGAGGAGAUGGCCAAGAGAGAUGCAGAGGCUCACCCUUGGCUCUCUGAUUAUGAAGACCUCAGCUCUUCUUCAUAUGACAAGGGUUACCAGUUUGAGGAAGAUAAUCCCCUGAGGGAUCACCCGGAUGCGUUUGAGGAGGGGCGGAAGCGCUUGGAGGAAGGUGACCUCCCCAAUGCUGUCUUGCUCUUUGAGGCUGCAGUGCAACAGAGGCCAGAUCAUAUGGAGGCUUGGCAAUACCUGGGAACUACCCAAGCAGAGAAUGAACAGGAGCUGUUGGCCAUCAGUGCUCUCAGACAGUGCUUGGAGCUGCAGCCUGGGAACCUCACAGCACUCAUGGCUCUAGCAGUCAGCUUCACCAAUGAGUCCCUGCAGAAGCAGGCGUGCGAGACUCUGCGGGACUGGCUGCGCCAUAAGCCGGCCUAUGCCCACCUGCUGGAGAAGGAGCCGGAGGAGAGUGGCUCGGGGACAAACCUGGGGCCUCCCAAGCGUGUCCUGGGCUCCCUGCUGUCCGACUCCCUGUUCACGGAGGUUAAAGAGCUGUUCUUAGCAGCGGUGCGCAGCAACCCCUCCACUGUGGAUCCUGAUGUUCAGUGUGGCCUGGGUGUCCUCUUCAACCUCAGUGGGGAGUACGAGAAGGCUGUGGAUUGCUUCAGUGCCGCGCUCAGCGUGCGCCCCAAUGACCAUCUCCUGUGGAACAAGCUGGGUGCCACGCUGGCCAACGGGAACCGCAGUGAGGAGGCCGUGGCUGCCUAUCGCCGGGCCCUGGAGCUCCAGCCGGGAUACAUCCGCUCGCGCUACAACUUGGGCAUCAGCUGCAUCAACCUGGGUGCCCACCGUGAGGCUGUGGAGCACUUCUUGGAGGCUUUGCACAUGCAGCAGAAGAGCCGUGGUCCACGAGGGCAGCAAGGAGCUAUGUCUGACAACAUCUGGAGCACCCUCCGCAUGGCCCUCUCCAUGCUGGGGCAGAGUGACCUCUAUGGGGCAGCUGAUGCCCGUGACCUUCCCACACUGCUUCAGGCAUUUGGCCUCCAGCAGUGACUCUGGGAUGGGCUCCCCUGUGAGUGCAGAGCUGGCCCAGCCCAGCAGUGACCUUCCUUAGAUAAAAUGCUCGUUAGGGCUCACACACAUUGUUGUUCUGGUGGGGAAGAUCAUUGGCAACUGUUUGUUCAAGGAUGUCCCGCUGAAGUGUGCAAUUUCCCCUACCUGUCUGUUGUGUCCUAAGCAUAUGAGUGGUUCCUGUCUUCACCUCCAUGACUGACUGACACUCUGCUGGUAGGCAAAUGAUCAAAGUGGGGAAGACAGCAACGUCCAGCCCUCUUGCCAGACUUCAUUUGCAGUGAUGCCCAGCUUGGCUGUGAGACCUUAUGGUAUCCAUUCUGCAGAGACUACCUGCUGGAUGUGUCUUGAGUGCAAGUUGCUUUUGUGGGGUGGGAUUGCCAUUUGGUGAAAGGGUGAAAAAUCCUGGGUUUGAGCAUGCUUCCCCCAUGUAUGUGCUUGCAUUUGUGUAUAUGUGGGUUGCUAGGGAAAACUGGGGACAGCAGUCCCCUUUUCUGGGUACGGGUAACUUCAUGGUACAGCCAGAUGCUGGUUUCUCAGUCUCUGUUCAUGACAGAGCAGAAUAUUGUACUUAGGCUAGAGACAUAGGUGGAGGCCCUUGUGUUGACAGGGUAAGAGGAGAUCCCAGAGCUCAGACUUGAGGGAAUAUGAUAGGAAUAAAAGUCUAAAAUGUAAAUGUAGCCUCCCCUCCCAGAAUAUGGUGGGGAAAGGGUCAAAUCUUAAUUUUCACUCUAUCAUCUGUCAUUGUUUUCCUUUGUGGAGAAGGUCACCAUCUCGUGUGUAACUGAAUUUUGUUAAUUAUAAAUAUCUGUAUAUGAUUCUAUUGGGGAAAAUGUUUUUUAAUUGUAAAGUAUUUUGUAUGAUAAAGGGGGGUGAAAUAAAACUGCCAAAAUGACA
This is a messenger RNA of Merops nubicus (carmine bee-eater), 2771 nucleotides long. It is a transcript of the gene PEX5, whose product is annotated as peroxisomal biogenesis factor 5. The record is from RefSeq and is a predicted model, not a curated record. Gene Ontology annotation, molecular function: protein binding. NCBI's taxonomy places the organism in Eukaryota, Metazoa, Chordata, Aves, Coraciiformes, Meropidae. The transcript has 15 exons. Gene Ontology annotation, cellular component: cytosol; peroxisomal membrane. Gene Ontology annotation, biological process: protein import into peroxisome matrix, docking. The annotation marks the transcript as partial.